Messenger RNA from Biomphalaria glabrata, 1748 nucleotides. RefSeq lists its product as uncharacterized. NCBI's taxonomy places the organism in Eukaryota, Metazoa, Mollusca, Gastropoda, Planorbidae. Bases 711 to 1514 code for a protein of 267 amino acids. The transcript is spliced from 6 exons. The record is from RefSeq and is a predicted model, not a curated record.
CAUUAUGAUACUUAGUUUAGUUUCGAGGCGCACUUCAGUAGACGGACUUUAAAACGCCACAUUUUAGUGACGCCCUUGUUAGUGAGUUUGAUAUUACUGAUGUAGACUUUUAGUUUAGUGACUGGCUCGACUGUGUCCAAUUCUGUAAUAAAGUUAGUCAUUGUGCUAUCUCAAGUUUGGAUUCUGUAUCGACUCUCUGUGACUGUGUUAGCUAUGUAUUGAUCUCGCACUGGUAAUUCACUACACAGUACACCCAAGCAUCUAUGAUUCUUACCAAGGUUAUAGAGAAUAGAGAAAUAUAGAACUCCAAUUCACACACACAUCAAAUCCAAUCAUGAAUAGUAAAGAUGACGACUAUUAUUAUUAUUAUUAUGUUAGAAAAGAAUGACUAUUCAUUCUCUGGCGCUGCCAGGGUCGAGUUUAGUUAAAGGGAAAGAAAAUUCAUCGUAGUCACAUUAUCAGUUUCCACUGACGAAUUUUCUGGUGAUGUAUCAGGUCUGCAGCAGUAUCGUCCUCUUACAGGCAACGAGGAUGUUCCUAGGAAUGUUAAGGGCCUUUUUAUUAUUAUUAUUACAGUGCACAGUCUAGCUCAAACCAUUUCAUUCCUCCCUUUCUCUCGACCAACACACGAGUCUUGCCUAUGUAACUCUAACUUCAAAGGAGUAAAGAUUUGAAGCUAAAAUGUAAACUCUAUGUAUUAUAUAUUGUAAAUGUUUAUUCCAAGUCGAGGUUACACUUGUCUUGUCUACGCUGUCGAAGCAUCAGCAGACAUUCCAGAUGUAUCUGAUAAACUAUUGGGUCAGGUGAUCAAACCUGAUCAACAGUGUCAACAGUUUUUUGGAAAUGAUUCCUUCUUUUGCAGGGCUUCCGAAUCUAGACGCUCUAUCACUGAAAUCUGCCAAGCAAUGUUAUGUGCAGAUGUUUUAAGAGGGUUAUGUAUCCUGCAGAUAGCACUCAUUGGAACAUCUUGUGGCGAUGGAAAGGUCUGUAUAAAUGGACAUUGUGUCAGCGACCCAUACGCUCCUCAACUUGAUGAAAACUGUGCAUUUGGAGACAGACCGAGCUAUUCUUGCAGUUUGUUUAUCAAUGACUUUAUGGGCAACUGUUACUCUACUCUUGGCUAUCGAGCAUGUUGUGACACGUGUAACAAUGUGUCUAGGCCCGUGAAAGAUUGUGAACAAGGAGAUCAAGACUUGAGACCAGAACUGUGCACUAACUUUAGCGUCUGCCUAAUACAGCCAACACAGUGCUGUCACUACUGCUCGUCAUAUUACACGUCUGCAACUACAAGUACCACGACAACGAGACCAUUGAUACCAUCCACUUCACCCAAAACUAAAUGUGAACCAGGAGAUCUAGACUUGAGGCGAGAACUGUGCACUAACACUAGUGUCUGCCAGACAAAGUCAUCACUAUGCUGUCACUAUUGCUCGUUACAUUACAAGUCUGCAAAUACAAGUACCACACAAUUAACGUCCCCAACGGUAGGAAAUUUUGUAACAAAAUGUGUGUAAAUACAUUUAACAUUUUUCGAAUGCUUAUUCAGUUUUGAAGAUGAACUACAUCCUGGCCCAAACCUCCCGCAGGACGAAGGGGGAAGGCAGCGGGCAGGGUUUGCACUCAUGAAGAUCGAGACCACCGAACGACAGCCCAGAACGCAUAACAAAUGAUUAAGCAGCCAUUCAUGUUUUAUUACAUGUCUUUUAUCUGACGUUUGAGCUUUUGGUAGUGUAAGUGAUUUGCGAUUU